AUGAAAAGUUUUUAAAAGGGUUAUCUAGAACUUAAUUAGAUCUGGCUAAGUAGAUAGUAAUAAUUAUAAAUAAUUCAGAGAAUAUGAAGCACAUCAAAAAAGAAUGGUACAAUAACGAAAGUUGACUCCUCCUAGAGAUUCAAGAAUAUAUGAAUAAGUCAAGAAAACUUAAUUUUUAAAUAAUAGAAAAAGAGAGCUUAUGAAAUGGUAAACAAUUUAAGAAUAAAAUACAUAAAUUUUAACUAGAUUAGUUAAAAUAAGUAAUAGAUCUCCAACAGUAAUUAAUAAUAUUAAAUUUUUAUUUAGCCUCCAAGUUAAUGUGGAACUCCAAGAGGACGAAGAGCAUUAAAAGAAAAAAAGUUAAGAAUAGAAAGUGAGAAUAAAAGAUUACAUAAUAAAUUGAUUGGAAUGUAUGAUUUCUUGUUUAAAUGUAAAGUUAAUCAGAUUUGAAAUAGGAAAGAUUUUAGGAAUCAUUUAUGAAACAUAAGAAAAUUUAAUAAAAUAUGUAAAGAUUUUACUUUGAUUCUAAUUUACAUAAGAUAAAGUUAAGAGUUGAUGCAUUCUUAGAUAAUGUGAAUUCUUAACGAAUAAAUGAAAGAUCUAAAAGUUAAUAUUAAAAUUCAAAAUCUUCUAGAUUUGAUCAUUCACCUUUCAAAAAUUUUAGAACUGUAAAUUAAUCUUCUUCUAAAGUUAGGGAGUGA
This is a messenger RNA of Paramecium primaurelia, 701 nucleotides long. NCBI's taxonomy places the organism in Eukaryota, Ciliophora, Oligohymenophorea, Peniculida, Parameciidae. The record is from the annotation of a GenBank genome assembly.